UAGCUUCGUAAAAAUAAAAAAGCAUACUAAAAACUGUGAGCGCCAAAUAAUGAAAUGUUCUCUUAUCAAAUACUUUUCUGUUCUUCGAUUUGAUUCGGGAGUUCAGUUCUUAAUUAGUCAUCAAGCGAAAUGCAAGUGAUUUUUGGGAUCCUGUUGAUAUUGGGAGCUCUAAGCACCUUUUUAUCUGAAUUCUGCGACAAUGGAACUGGGGAGUGUAAAGAUCUAACGGCAACGGAUUGCCCUGCGGUUUUUUUCAACCUGCCCUUAAUAGGGAGUCUUGUUAAAUAUUGCGACGAGUUCAACGACCUUGUUUGCUGUCCUCUGCCACUUAAUAUGCAAAGGCAGUCGCAGCCAUUGUCCGCCAACAUUGGCCUCAGGAGAUACGAAAACGAAUGUCGUCGCUAUAACGAGAUAAGGGCUUCCUGCCGUUCCACCCCAUUCAUUGUGGGUGGCGCCAAAGCCGCUGGCCGGGAAUUCCCCUUCAUGGCGCUACUGGGUCAGCGUGGGAAAAACUCCUCGCACAUCGACUGGGACUGCGGGGGCACAAUUAUCCAUCCCAAGUUCGUGCUGACCGCCGCCCACUGCUUGGAGACUAGCGAGACCAAGGAACAGCGCCUGGAUAUCAACUAUGAUUGCCCUAAAUAUGUGGUCAGACUGGGGGAACUGGAUUACAAAAGCAGCUCGGAUGAUGCACAGCCUCAGGACUUCCGGGUGGUCAACUAUGUGGUGCACCCAGCUUAUGGGGAAGAUGACGACUCGGGGAGUCGCAAGAACGACAUUGCCCUGGUGGAACUGGAGAGGGAGGCCACCUUCAACGAGUAUGUGGCACCUGCCUGCCUGCCACUGGCCAGUGGAAACGAGCAUCUCCAGGUGACGGCCGCCGGAUGGGGAGCCACCUCGGAGGGAGGGCACUCCUCGUCGCACCUCCUAAAGGUUUCCCUGGAGAGAUUCGACGAACAUCAGUGCAGCCAGCGGCUGGAGCACAAGAUCGAUGUGCGAACCCAACUGUGUGCCGGUUCCCAGAACAACAGUGCGGAUACUUGUUACGGCGAUUCCGGGGGCCCCGUCUUCGUCCAGCAUCCCACGUACUCCUGCCUAAAGCAGGUGAUUGGCAUCACCUCCUACGGACUGGUGUGUGGUGUCCAGGGGCUGCCCAGUGUCUACACCAAAGUCCAUCUCUACACCGAUUGGAUCGAGAAUAUCGUAUGGGGCGAGUAGGCGGGCAAAUAUUUGAACAAGUGAUUUGCAACUCUAUCUCAAAGGGGUGCCAAAUAAAUUUUGCACUUUUAGUCAAUGAAGAUAUGUUAUGAAUGAAUUUAUUAUUUGAAUAUUUACCUGGGUAAUAUUGUCAUUACCUAUCUUUUUACCGAUUACGAGUUACUAAAGGUUACUAAAGAUGAAUGAAGGUGUUUGGUUACUAAAGGGUUAAGUAACCCGUAUUCAAAAAGAUAGGUAGUGGCGUAUUACCUAGGUAAAUAUUCAUAUAAUAAAUAUAUUCAUUUUCGAUGAUUUUUUCAUGAUGGCACAAAUUAAGAUAAAGCUGAUUUAAUACACAUUUACUUUAUUAACGCAUAAAAAAUAGCCAAAAAC
This is a messenger RNA of Drosophila subpulchrella, 1590 nucleotides long. Its product is annotated as venom protease. NCBI's taxonomy places the organism in Eukaryota, Metazoa, Arthropoda, Insecta, Diptera, Drosophilidae. Bases 130 to 1218 code for a protein of 362 amino acids. The transcript has 3 exons. The record is from RefSeq and is a predicted model, not a curated record. Gene Ontology annotation, biological process: proteolysis. Gene Ontology annotation, molecular function: serine-type endopeptidase activity.